Neospora caninum is the source of this 675-nucleotide messenger RNA. RefSeq lists its product as hypothetical. Lineage: Eukaryota; Apicomplexa; Conoidasida; Eucoccidiorida; Sarcocystidae. The transcript is spliced from 4 exons. The record is from RefSeq and is a predicted model, not a curated record. The coding region runs from base 1 to 675 and encodes 224 amino acids.
AUGGCGGCGCCUCGAGGACUCCCAAUCAGCGCCGCGACGCUGAUGGAAGGAGUCUACCGCGCCGCAGGCCUCGAAAUGCGGAGCAGUGAGUUGGACCAGAAAAAGCUCGGGUACUUCCUUGUCGAUAUUCGAUCCCGAGGAGCUGUGGCCGCUCAGCAACGCUACCUUGCCUUGCAAGGAGAAUAUGCGUUUGCCUACGACCAGUAUCUGAAGGCUCAGGCUGCUUUGCAACCGCAUCAAGAAGCAGCUGAGAAACUCUUGGGACAGGUGGAUGACCAACUCAGGAGAGCGAUGGAGCAAGCAGCCAAGUACCGCCUGGAGAAUGAACGCAAAAAGUUCCAGCGCGCUCAGGAACAGGACGAGUUCGUUGCCUCCACUGCGCACCCUAAAUAUUUUGCUAUCAUGCAAGGCCUCAAUGAAACGCACCGGCAGUGGGUUGAUAAGAUUAUUUACCCUUUUUACCUCAUGAAGUCGCAACUGGAGGAAUCUGAGAAUGCGCUUUGGGUCAAGCAUUCGGCCAUGGCAACUGCUCAGCAAGUUAACGCUUUGUGGACCUACGAAGGCCAGGCGGUGCAAAUGCAGCUGGAAAUGAUAAAAGAUGAAGCGGAUCACGAAGCGCUCAGAGUGGGUUCUAGCGACCGGGAAACAAUCGUGGGGGGGGGGGUCACUGACUAA